This is a messenger RNA of Dibothriocephalus latus, 219 nucleotides long. NCBI's taxonomy places the organism in Eukaryota, Metazoa, Platyhelminthes, Cestoda, Diphyllobothriidea, Diphyllobothriidae. The record is from the annotation of a GenBank genome assembly.
GCCCUGUUUAACGCCUCAGGCAUAGAUGAUGAUGACUACAAAUUCGGUGUGUCAAAGGUAUUCUUCCGUGCCGGGAAGUUUGCCGAAUUUGACGAUCUGCUGCGAAUGGAUCCCGAACAUCUGACACAGUUGGUUCAGCGGGUGCGCGUCUGGAUCCAGCACUACAGAUGGCGAAAAGUGAUCUAUGGAGCCCUCUGUGUAAUAAAACGUAAGGUUUAG